UCUGCCUUGUAUAGGGGUCUCCCAACGAAGAGUGCUCUUUAUAUAUAGAGAUAAAUCUCUAUCAACAUAUCGUCGUCGUCCAAUCCUCGCGAGCAGUGAAAUGCCUGUCGGCAGCUGCUGGAUGGAAUGAAUGGGGCUUGCCUGCUCUCCCCCCCUGCUUCCGUGCUGCUCUCCGAUGACUGAAAUUGGUGGACUAAUCUCAAGAGCAGGAUGAGAGCGGGAUAAUAUGUUAGCCUCAGCUGUUGAAGAGCACGGGAGUACGGAUCGGAGCAUGCAAAAGCACCAUUAAACCGAGCACGGAUCGGAACAUUAAAUUCAGAAUAAAUGCUACGAAAAUUGAGGAGGUAAACCAGGACAGGGUCAACCUUUACCCUCUCGACAGAACAGAUUGAGCGAGAGUCAGAGAGCGUGACGUUAGAUGGAUGGAUGUGGCAUGCAGUUGGCAGAGCGGUGGAUCCAUGGUCGGUUGCACAAUUCGGGGAAGGAGGGGCCAAGAAUGGCGCUGGCUUGAUCAUAUUCACUCCAACCACAUCGACAUCCAGAGCUAGCUGCCCUGCCGCAAUCCAUCAUUCUCCUCACUCCCCACACUCCCACUCUCUCCGCCGUUCGUCUUCGUCUCCGUCUCCGUCUCCGGCCGGUGCCGGCGCGCGAGAGAGAGCGAACCGUUCGUCCUAGCGCUCCAUGGGCGGCUACAUCCCGGAGUCCGGCACCGGCACCGUCGUCCGCGCCGCCCGCGCCGGCGCCGGGCGGUACCCGCCGCUGGCCUCCCUGGUCGUCUCCACCAUCGCCGCCUUCUCCGCCGUCAUCGUCAUCGCCGUCCUCCACUCGGCGUACGACGAGGCGGUGUCCCGGACGCGGACGCUGCUGGGCCACAACCUGGAGCCGACGCCAUGGCACCCGUUCCCGCACGACAAAGGCCGGCCUCCUCCUCGCGCCGCCCUCCGCUGCGCCCCGCUCCUCUCCUGCCUCCCUCCCCUCUCCCACCCACACCCUUCACCACCCAACGCGUCUCGCUCUCGCCGCACCAAGCAAUGCCCGGCCUACUUCGCCGCGAUCCACCGCGACCUCGCGCCCUGGCGCCGCCACGGCCAUGGCGGCAUCACCCGCGAGCUCCUCGACUCCGCGCGCAGCCGGGCGUCCAUGCGCGUGACCAUCACCGGCAACGGCCGCCGCCUCCACGUGGACCUCUACUACGCGUGCGUGCAGAGCCGGGCGCUGUUCACCGUCUGGAGCCUCCUCCAGCUGAUGCGCCGGUACCCCGGCCGCGUGCCCGACGUCGACCUCAUGUUCGACUGCAUGGACCGCCCCGCCAUCAACCGCACCACUGGCGGCCCCAAUCCGCCAUUGCCGCCGCCACUGUUCAGGUACUGCACGACCAAGGACCACCUGGACAUCCCGUUCCCGGACUGGUCCUUCUGGGGCUGGCCGGAGACGCACAUCAACCCCUGGGCAAAAGAGUUCCGUGCCAUCAAGCAAGGCAGCCGCCGCGUGAAAUGGGGCGACCGGGUGCCGCUCGCGUUCUGGAAGGGCAACCCUGACGUGGCGUCCCCGCUCCGCCUCGCCCUCCUCGCCUGCAACGACACCAACCUCUGGCACGCCCAGAUCAUGCGCCAGAAUUGGGAGGAGGAGGCCAAGUCCGGGUACCGGCACUCGGCGCUGUCGACGCAGUGCGCGCACCGGUACAAGGUCUACGCGGAAGGGUUCGCGUGGUCGGUCAGCCUCAAGUACAUCCUGGCGUGCGGCUCCAUGGCGCUGGUGAUCGACCCGAGGUACGAGGACUUCUUCAGCAGGGGGCUGGAGGCCAAGGUGAACCACUGGCCCGUGCGUGCCGAUGUCGGCAUGUGCGAGUCGAUCCGGGACGCCGUGGAGUGGGGCAACGCGCACCCGGAGGAGGCCGAGCUCGUGGGCCGCCGCGGGCAGCGGCUCAUGCAGGAGCUCGGGAUGGACGCCGUCUAUGACUACAUGCUGCACUUGCUCACGGAGUAUGCUAAGCUGCUUGAUUUCGUUCCGUCGCCGCCGGACACGGCGCAGGAGGCCUGUGUGGGCUCCGUGCUCUGCCUUGCCGAUGAAGGGCAGAGGAGGUUCCUUGAGAUGUCCAAGGCAGAGCCGGCCACCGGCGAGCCAUGCUCCUUGCCGCCGCCGCCGGCGGCGGCGGAUGGAUGAUUGGAUUGGAGCUUUACGGGUGCGGAUGAUCAUUGAGGCUUUAGGAUAUGAGCAUGCCCCUAGAGCGUAGGGAAUUAGGGAUCGAUCGAUGAAAUCAUGGAAAUGGAGUUAGCAGUAUAUGGAUAUUAGCGUAGCGUAGCGUCUAAGCACAUCUCGAUCGAUUUUCAAGCUGGUUUCUCUUGAUCAAUCUUGACUCUAAUAAAAAUGAGAACGUUGCUUAACGUGGGUUGAAA
Brachypodium distachyon (stiff brome) is the source of this 2396-nucleotide messenger RNA. Its product is annotated as O-glucosyltransferase rumi homolog. The transcript has 4 exons. The record is from RefSeq and is a predicted model, not a curated record. The coding region runs from base 682 to 2163 and encodes 493 amino acids. NCBI's taxonomy places the organism in Eukaryota, Viridiplantae, Streptophyta, Magnoliopsida, Poales, Poaceae.